AUGCCGAACGGUUACAGAGCUCCUGAAGUAGUUCUAAAAUCGAACUGGGGUUACAAGGUGGACAUUUGGAGUGUUGCCAUGGUCGCCUGGGACAUUGUUAGCCCUCGCACCCUUAUCAGUGGCAAAAACACAGAUGGCAUAUUUGAUGACCGGGUGCAUAUGGCGGAACUGGUUGCCCUGCUAGGCCCUGCGCCACCCGAAUUCCGAGAACAGAGGCAUCUCAGUUCGGUCUUCUGGGAUGAGUCGGGCAAUUGGAAGGACGUAGCCCCGAUUCCAGACAUUACUCUGGAGAGCCUGGCCGAGAAUGUUGAAGGGGAAGACAAAGAAGGGUUUUUGAGGUGGCUACGGAUGGCUUUGCAGUGGAACCCCGAGGAUCGGGCGACGGCUCUGGAACUCUUAUAUGACGAGUGGCUGAUGAAGGGACUAGGGGAAUGA
Molecule: messenger RNA, 435 nt
Organism: Penicillium mononematosum
Lineage: Eukaryota; Fungi; Ascomycota; Eurotiomycetes; Eurotiales; Aspergillaceae
Product: protein kinase domain protein
Exons: 2
Coding region: 1-435 (144 amino acids)
Biological process (GO): protein phosphorylation; regulation of mRNA processing; spliceosomal complex assembly
Molecular function (GO): ATP binding; protein kinase activity
Source: RefSeq, a predicted model, not a curated record